UUAAAUUGCACAUAUGAAUAUUGAACUGUUUCAAAAAUGGAGUUUUCAUUUCUAAAAAUAUUUCUUCCUCUUUGUCUCCAUGUAAUUAGUUCUCAUUCAACAUUGUUAGCUAAUGAGAUAAGUCCAGUUGUUGUUAUGACGUGGAAUUUUCAUAAACCAGCUGCAAAAGCAUGGGAGACAUUAUUUGUUGAAAAAAGAAGUGCUUUAGAUGCCAUUGAAGAAAGCUGUAAUUUGUGUGAGAAUAAUGGUACCGAAUGUUAUUGGCUAGUAGGUAUGGGAGGUUGUCCUGAUGAAAAUGGAAAAACUACACUAGAUGCACUUAUUAUGGAUGGGGUAACUAUGAACGUUGGAGCUGUUGGUGCCGUUAAAGAUAUAAAGAAUCCAAUAUCAGUUGCACGUAAAGUUAUGGAAAAUACAGAUCAUACUCUACUCGUUGGUGAAAGUGUCACUCAAUUUGCUCUUCAAAUGGGAUUUGAAACUCAAGAAUUGUCAACAAAAAAUUCAACACGACAAUGGAAGACAUGGAAGGAAAAUAAUUGUCAGCCUAAUUUUUGGAGGAAUGUUGUGCCGAAUCCAUCAACAUCUUGUGGUCCUUAUAGACUGGAUGAUAAAAAGGAUAUGAAACAAGAGACUAGUAAUAAACCUCUUGAUAGUGAAACGAACCAUGAUACAAUGGGUGUACUUGCGUUGGAUGUUCAUGGACAUAUAGCUGCCGGAGUAUCAACUAAUGGUUUAAAAUAUAAAAUUCCUGGUCGUCUUGGAGAUUCUCCGGUUCCUGGUGCUGGUACUUAUGCAGAUACGAAUUUCGGUGCCGCCGCUUGUACUGGCGUUGGUGAUAUUUCACUACGAUUUUUACCCAGUUUUGUUGCUGUUGAAGAAAUGAAACGAGGAGCAACGCCUCAAGAAGCAGCUCAGACUGCCCUCGAUAGAAUGACGAAAUUCUAUCCAAAACAUUCAAAUGCUCUUAUUACUAUGGACAAAGUCGGUAAUUAUGCAGUUGCUUGUCACGGAUUUCGUUUAUAUAACUACAGAUUUCCUUAUUAUGUCGCUAAUGAAAAAUUAGGGAAAGCAACAUUAAUGUAUAAAGCGUGCUUCAAUACUUCCAUCUAUUUUCUUGAUCAUCAAGGCAAAUUUGUAUACAAUUAAAUUGAUAUUAACAAAUACUACUCGCGCUAGCGCGAUACGCUUUGUUCCUUAUAUUGUAAAAAAAAACAAAAUUAAAGGAGAAUAUAAGCAUAUAUACAAACUUAA
Molecule: messenger RNA, 1251 nt
Organism: Leptopilina heterotoma
Lineage: Eukaryota; Metazoa; Arthropoda; Insecta; Hymenoptera; Figitidae
Product: N(4)-(Beta-N-acetylglucosaminyl)-L-asparaginase-like
Exons: 5
Coding region: 37-1146 (369 amino acids)
Biological process (GO): protein deglycosylation
Cellular component (GO): lysosome
Molecular function (GO): N4-(beta-N-acetylglucosaminyl)-L-asparaginase activity
Source: RefSeq, a predicted model, not a curated record